This is a messenger RNA of Rhinolophus ferrumequinum (greater horseshoe bat), 3489 nucleotides long. RefSeq names its product ring finger protein 149 (gene RNF149). The record is from RefSeq and is a predicted model, not a curated record. The transcript has 7 exons. The coding region runs from base 118 to 1332 and encodes 404 amino acids. Lineage: Eukaryota; Metazoa; Chordata; Mammalia; Chiroptera; Rhinolophidae.
AGGCGAGCGGUCGCUUCUCCACGUUCCUCCGCGUUCUCACACGCGCGCGCCCUCAGGUCCCCGGGAGUCGCCGGACCCCCAGCCCGCCCUGCUCCUCGUCAGCCCGGCGGAGGGGCCAUGGCGCGGCGGCGGCGGCGGCCUGAGGCCGGCGGCGGGGCCCGCGGCGCGCUGGCGCUGCUGGCGUUGGCCCUGUGCGCGCCCGGGUCUCGGGGCCGGGCGCUCGAGUGGUACUCGGCCGUGGUGAGUACCGAGUACGUGGACCCGCGGACGAACCGGACGGUGUGGAGCGUCUCGGAGAACGGCCGAUUCGGCGACAGCUCGCCCAAGGAGGGCGCGCUGGGCCUGGUGGGCGUCCCGCACACGGCGGACCGCGACCCCGAGGGCUGCGCGACCGACACGCACUUCCUUGUGUCCCCGCCCUGGGUCGCUCUGGUGGCGCGCGGGGGCUGCACCUUCAAGGAGAAGGUGUUGGUGGCAGCGCGGAGGAACGCCUCGGCCGUGGUGAUCUACAACGAGGAGCGCUACGGGAACCUCACCUCGCCCAUGUCCCACGCGGGAACAGGAAAUAUAGUGGUCAUUAUGGUUAGCUACCCAAAAGGAAGAGAAAUUUUGGAUCUGGUGCAAAAAGGAAUUCCAGUCAAAAUGACCAUUGGGGUUGGCACGCGUCACGUCCAGGAGUUCAUCAGUGGCCAGUCUGUGGUGUUUGUGGCCAUCGCUUUCAUCACCAUGAUGAUUAUCUCAUUAGCCUGGCUAAUAUUUUACUAUAUACAGCGUUUCCUGUACACUGGCUCACAGUUUGGAAGUCAGAGCCAUAGAAAAGAAACCAAGAAAGUUAUUGGCCAGCUUCUGCUUCAUACCAUAAAGCAAGGAGAAAAGGGACUUGAUGUCGAAGCUGAGAACUGUGCAGUGUGCAUUGAAAAUUUUAAAGUAAAGGAUGUUGUCAGAAUUCUGCCAUGCAAGCAUAUUUUUCAUAGAAUAUGCAUUGACCCAUGGCUUUUGGAUCACCGCACGUGUCCAAUGUGUAAACUUGAUGUCAUCAAAGCCCUGGGAUAUUGGGGAGAGCCGGAGGGUGUGCAGGAGAUGCCCGCUCCAGAGUCGGCCCCUGGAAGUGUUCAGGCUGCAAAUCUGAUUAUCACUGUACAAGACGAGGCCAGACGUGAUGGGGGCAGUUCACCCUCGUCCACCACGAAUGAACCCGUGCUGCAGUGUGAAGCCAGUUUGAAAGAAGAUGCAGGUGAAGACACAGCCUUACUAGAAGAGGGCAGGAACGACCUUCGUGGAGGACCGUCCCCCGCUGCACUUCCACUGACAGUCACCCGGACAGAGCUUUGAAUCAAAGGACAUUUUGGGUUUCUUUUUUUACUUUAGCACAGUUUGUAUAUUUGAAAAUUAUGUACAUUCUUUUACCUUUCAGGUUCUGAUUUGAUAUACAGAGGGCUAAGAUAUUUUAUUCUUAGAGACUUUUUGAUUAGUCGUCAUAUAUUUAUCUACUAAAAUAUGUUGUUUACAAUGAAAAAUGUUAUUUCAGACUAUUACAGAGGAGACGAAUGGGGAAGGCAUGCUAAUGGAAGGGACGGCUUGUGUUUCUAGAUUCUAACUGGCUGCUACGGUACUGUAGAAACAAGAUUAAUUCUGUCUCUCAAGGAUGGUUUUAGACGAAGCACACUGAAUUUAGACUACUUGAACUGGAAUUGUGUAAUUAAAUUCAGUAACUGAUCAUAUCAGUUUUCCCUGGAGGAAAGACUUUAGAACAUUAAACUUGUAAAUGAGAAAUCUACAGCUUUCUUGCACCUUGGUUUUACGAGUAUAUAUACAGAUUUUAGAACCUGACAACACUUCUUUGUUUUCUAUUUGGAAUUAGGAGAAAAGCAUUAGAUGACCUUAGGAUUUGCAUUUUUCCCUUUUAUUACCUAAUUUCUUGUGACACCUUGAUUUGUUUGGACAGAAAUUUGUUCAUUUAUUUCUACAAAUAACUCUAAGAUUCUGUAUUUCACAUGAGCAUUAAGUUCUUCAUCACUUUAAGGGAAUCGAGUAGGCAGGCUUUUUUGUGUGUGUGUAUAAAUGAAUAUAUUGGCUCCAACUGCAAUUUAAUGUUUACAAUAAAAAGGGUGAAAGAUGGAGAAUUUUGAUUGUUGUUGUAACAAAAUAAACAAGUAACCAGUUUUCUUGGUUAAUUUUAAAGCAAACUUAAUGACCAUGACCUUAUUUAAUCAUCUAUCCUUUUUACUUUUUGUUUGCUUUUCUUACUUGGAGGGGAAAGGAGCAGGCUAAUGUAAGGCUUUUGGAGCCCACUCUCUAAGUUUAUAAAGUGAUUAAAUAAACCCCCAUCCCCUCUUCUGUAAUUUGUUUGAAGGGGAAGUUGAAGAAGAUGACGGAGAGGUAUUUUUUUAGAACUUGAAAUUGUAGUUCUUUUUUGCUUCUAAACUAGUUGCUGUGUAUAUCUUUAUUUUGUGAGGAAAAAUAAAUGUUUAUUGAGAAAAAUAUAUUUAAAAAAAUUUAAAGAAUUUAUUCUUAUAGCUGUAUCUAAGGUAAAAAGUUUUCCAUAGCUUAUUUUUUUCCAAACUAUUUACCACACUUUGAUUACAGCCAUUCAUAGUGAAAUACUUGGCGAGUAAAGUUUUACUGAAGUAAACUGUAAAGUUGGUGGCCCAGAUCCGAUUUGAGGAGCUACUAAAAUAGAAAAUAUGUCUUACUUGGCGCUCUCACUUGAACAGCCUCAAAGUAGGUUUCCAUAAUAGCCAUUAGCUUUGAAAUCUGCCUUCUGUGGUUCAUUGUGAAUAGGAAAAUAUGUCCUUGAUUAUAUACCAAGUAGAUUGUUUGCUUCCUUGUAUUUUAAGAAACAUACUAGGGAGGAAUGCUUUAACAAUUCUUUCCAGUAGCUAAUGAAGCUGACUUGUAAAUACUAUGACAGAUAAAGGUCAGUUGUUUUUGAUAAUUACAGAUUGGUUUCCUAAUCAGGGGCUGUCAAAUGUAGCUUUCCUUAAUUCAGAAGUUUGGACACUAAAUUAUAAAUAGAUGAGACUGGAAGAAUUGUGAUCUCUUCUCUAGAAACAUAAGUCUUUAAUAGCAGAAAAAGAAAUUAGCAGAAGAUAGAAAACUCUUAAGUACUUCAAAAGGAAAAAGUUUCAUUUGAUAGGUUUUUUAAAGGUGGAAAUAAAUAUGAUAAAGAAGAAUCAAAAUUACCAGAAUUUUGGCUGAAACCAAGUUGAUAAAAUGCCGGGAAUAUGGGGAAUGUAAAAGAAGACAGUAUACGAGUACGAAAUCAGAUUUAGUUAAGGUUAGUUAUUUAUGGCAGUGAUCAUUUUCCUUCUAACAGUUGUAAUAGAAGCCAUUCACAAAUAAUGUAGAAAAAAAUAUUUUUUAACUUUGAAAGUUCGCAGGCAGCAUGUAAGCAGCAGUGUAUCCGUGAAUGUGAAUCCGUAAGCUGCUGUCUGCCGGGUGGCUGCUUCUGGGUCUCCCAUCAGAAAAUCAGGCCCAUCUGGAAGAGAC